This is a messenger RNA of Penaeus chinensis, 553 nucleotides long. Its product is annotated as cuticle protein AMP1A-like. Bases 21 to 407 code for a protein of 128 amino acids. NCBI's taxonomy places the organism in Eukaryota, Metazoa, Arthropoda, Malacostraca, Decapoda, Penaeidae. Gene Ontology annotation, molecular function: structural constituent of chitin-based larval cuticle. The record is from RefSeq and is a predicted model, not a curated record. The transcript is spliced from 3 exons. Gene Ontology annotation, cellular component: chitin-based extracellular matrix.
UUGGCAUUACAACAGUAAACAUGAAAUUCAUCAUCUUAGCCGCCGCUCUGGCUCUCGCCGCCGCCGCCCCUCAGGAGCCUCGGCCCAUCGAGAUCCUCCUUGAUGAGCGCGUCACUCCCGAGGACGGUGCUUACUCCUUCAAGAUCGAGACCGAGAACGGGAUCGUCCAGAGCGAGGAGGGCGCCCCAGGCCUGGAGGGCCAGACCAACGUUCAGGGUGUCUACAGCUACACCUUGGACGAUGGCAGCGUGGUCGAAGUCCGAUACCAAGCUGACGAGAACGGCUUCCAGGCCCAGUCCCCUCUGCUGCCCGUCGCCCCCGAGUUCCCUCACCCCAUCCCGCAGUUCGUCCUCGACCAGAUCGCAUUCGCCGAGGAACAACGACGCCUCGAAGCUCAAAUUGUUUAGAAUGUAUUGCUUUAGAGCAGAACUGAAAAAUUUCCAUCUGUAAUAAGUUCAAUCAUUCUUCAUUGUAUUGUGACUUUUUAAAAAGAUCAUUCUUAACGUAUAUAAACUUAAAGAUGUAAAUCAAAAAUAUAGAAAUAGAAACUUAA